AAUUAGAUUGGGUCAAUGAACUAGCAAGAACAUGUCAAAGAGAACAAAGACAAAGAGGCUAUAGGCGAUCCAAGCUGCCAAAGAGCUGUCAAGAGUACGAUCGGUUAGCUCGUAGAUUGUAACUUUAAUAAACCACAUCAUUGUCCUACACUUAAUUUGUUUAAUGGCUGACUUUCUUUUAUCCUUUCUCUCUCUUCUUUCACUGGUCUGUGUUUCAUGCCUUAUACGCCAUAUACUCUUCAGACUAUUCUCGCGUCAUCUUGUGUUCAACGAGAAGAGCCUAUUCCUACACCAAACACUUCAACCUCAUUCUUUUCAAGACGAGCUACCUCUCCUCCUAAUGAUGCUACAUCACCUAUUCUUCGAUUAACUUCAAAUACCUCAGCAGCAGUUCGAAUAGAUUCCGUUGGAGCUUGGGAUAAUGAUCUCUAUUGUGGUACUUCUGAAGGAACUGUACUUCAUUAUUCUCUACAAGAUAACAACACUUCGACAGAAAAGACAUUAACAACUCGAUUAGAACGUACGAUCAAUCUAGGCUAUGGAAAGAAGAGUGUUGAACGUAUAUUGCUAAUACCCCAAGUCUCAAAGGCCAUUGUCUUAUGCGAUUCUACUCUUUUAUUCUUCUCCUUGCCCUUUUUUGAUCCGAUAUCAGCGUCAUUUAUACCACCCAUCAAGGGCGUAACAUGUUUUUCACAUGAUAUAGCCGAGGAAGGCAGAAUAGGUGAAGAUGGAACAGUAGAACUGAUAGUAGUAAAGAGAAGAGCUCUUCAAAUAUACAAAGUUGGCGAAUCAAUGUACUUGAAAAGGGAACUCCCACUUACAGAAGGUGCGAUUACAUUAACAAGAUAUGGUCGUAUAUUAUGCUUGGCAGACCAUCAAAACUACAAGCUAAUCAAUUUGCAACAGUCAUCAGUUACGAUGCUUAUACCAACCCCUCAAGUACCUGCCACAACAUCUACGCUCUUACUAGGCUCACAGCUUAUACCAAAGCCGCUCAUGGCAGUGGUCAGAAAGGAUGAGUUUUUGGUGGUGAGUGGAGGAAGUGGUGCAGGAAGCCAAACGAUUGGUAUCUUUGUCAAUCCGAACGGAGAUGCCAUACGUGGCACCUUACAGUGGCCCAGCUAUCCGAAAUCACUUUGUGUCGAGUUUCCCUAUGUGGCAGCACUGCUGAGCAAUCACACGAUCGAAAUCCACAAUAUUUUAGAUCAGAACCUAUUGCAGAGAAUACCCUUGGAUCCCGCGAUGGAACCGAGAGGUAUGGCAUUUGGGCACGGAAUCAAAGUUUGGAUGGAUGCACUAGCUACAUCAUUGAAACGAUCACCAUGGAAACAGGAGCCUGCUGAUUCAGAACUACAAGUUCAGUUACAGAGAGAGAUUAUAAAAUAUUCAACAAUAACCGCACGUAUUCUUCUUUACGGAAAGGACUCGGUCCUGGCACAAGUGACAACUCCACUUACGAUUCAAGUCGACGGACUCUUGGAGAGAAACUUGGUGGAAGAAGCUAUGCAAUUGGCUGAGCAAGCAAAGAACACCAUGUCGGAGGACGAUCAGGGGACGGUGUAUGCAGAACGGCUCAAGUCCGAAUUGAAUUACACUUUUCAAAAAUCUGGACUGCUGUUGCUAAAGGAGACACUGUUUGACGACGCCUUUACGCUUUUAUCAAAGGGCGAUAUAGAUCCGAGGGUUGUUAUUCAGUUAUUUGAUGAUUUGAUGCUAGAUAGCUGGUUACAUAGUCCUCCUCCGAUCUUGUUAUUUGAAAGUGUUCAACGGCUAAUAGAGGACUUGGGUGAUCUUAAAAAAAUAGUCAAUGGUAGUCUAGGUGAAUUUAAAGAAGAUAGAUCGUCUGGUGCAUCUGAUAUGCGAUGCGUAUUGCUAGAAAACGCUAGAGAAGCCUUGAACAAGUAUCUGUUGGGAGAGCGAGAAAAAAGAAAACACAAGUUGGGCCAAAACGACAUAGAGUGUGAAGUCAUUGAUUCUUGCCUAUUAAAGAUAUACAUGUCACAAGGAGAUAACGAUUCAAUAUAUCAGUUAUUGCAGCAUCCGAAUGACUGCAACGUCGAUGAGUGCUCAAAAAUUCUUAAUGAAUCAAAGAAAUACUAUGCACUUUCAGUAAUGUAUGAAUCAAAACACAUGUAUGAAAAAGCAUUGGAAUUGUGGACAAGGAUGCAUGAGGGUAAUUUAAGAGAUGACGACUUUAAGAACGGCCUAAACCGUGUGAAGGAGCUGCUAUUAAAGGAUCUUGAAACUGCGGACCUGCCACUCCCUGCCAUAAUGCAUUAUGCAUGGUGGUUAACUAAACAGAGCCCCCGAGAUGGCGUAGAGAUAUUUAUUCGAUCACCAAGGGCUCGAGAUAUGGAUCCAGAUGAAAUUUUGGAAAGGCUUGAACGUUAUGACAACCAAGUAAUUCGAUCUUACUUGGAAUAUCUUGUCAACAACCUAAAAAGUGAAAAUCCAGACUAUUGUACUAGGUUAGCAUGCAGCUACAUAAAGGACAUACGCGAUGAAAUUAAACAAAAUGACGGCCUGGGCUUACUCAAAGAACUUGUUGAUGAUUUCAAAAGGGAUAUUAACCCUUAUCCUGCAGAUAAGGACGAUGACCUAAGCUAUUCUACAUUUUUAGGCUACCUGAGUACACAAAAGAGUCAAUUACGUCUUGUUCAACUUCGGCUAGUACUGAUACGGUUCCUGCAGCGUUCAAAUAUAUAUUCACCCGAGAUUGUGAUGAACGCACUGUCAGAGGCUGGUCCUUUGGACAUUGAAAAGGCUAUUGUAUUCGGCAAGAUGAACAAACACCAAGAGUCACUCGAUAUACUCAUAAAUGAACUUUAUGACUUCGUGGGAGCCGAGACAUACUGUGUAACAAAUGGCCAUAGUGCAGGUAUCAUCCCAUCCACAACUGUACCUGUUAGGUCAUCCUCACUUUCCGAAAAGCCACUUCCCUCAGUGGAGUACGUGUCAUCCGAUCAAAUGACAGAAAGGGGUGAAUUGUUUAUGAUGUUAUUCAACACAUAUCUUAGUAUAAAGGAUAGCAACUUAAUGAUUGCUCGCACUAUGCAUCUAUUGAAUACGCAGGGGUUUUAUCUGAACAUUAUAGAGGUGCUUAAAUCUAUACCCGAUGACUGGUCAAUUGAUUCUUUACAAGAGUUCCUAACGAGUUCUCUUCGACAAUCUACAGACAAGUGCAAUGAAAGCCAAGUGAUACUCGGACUGACUCGAGGAGAAAAUUUGAUGGUAAAUAGUGAUUUAAUACGACUUUAUGAAGAGAUAGGAUCCAUUGUCAUUGAUUACCAGUCGACAUGCUUAAAGUGUCACAAGCUCAUUGGCGAUAGUAUAUUCAUUAAAGAAAAUGAAAACGAUCAAGUGCUUCAUCUGCACUGUGCAAAACUGUUGGGCUUUGUUGAAUAAUAAAUGAUAAAGAGAGACAAUAGAUCAUCGUAUGCAUGUGACAAGCUAUAAAACCAAACAC
Rhizopus microsporus ATCC 52813 is the source of this 3466-nucleotide messenger RNA. RefSeq lists its product as uncharacterized. The record is from RefSeq and is a predicted model, not a curated record. Gene Ontology annotation, biological process: autophagy; endosomal vesicle fusion; vesicle-mediated transport. The transcript has 12 exons. The coding region runs from base 217 to 3405 and encodes 1062 amino acids. Gene Ontology annotation, cellular component: cytoplasm; fungal-type vacuole membrane. Lineage: Eukaryota; Fungi; Mucoromycota; Mucoromycetes; Mucorales; Rhizopodaceae.